AUGAGUUUUACUGACGAUUCUUCCGAUUUGGAUUGGAAAGAGUCAAGAAUGAAAACAAGUAAGUCCAUCAAACAGGAGCACCUAACAACUCAGAAUAAACCGAAAUAUGCACAAAAGUUCUGCCACAAGUGGUUGAGUAUAUUCAAACCGUGGCUCACGCGUUGUGAUGAUGAUUCUAACAAACCAUUUUGCCGAGCAUGUCAAUGCCGUUUAGAUUGCAAUCGCUGCCACCUACAACGUCACGAGCGCACUACAAAGCACGCACGGAACUUGGAAAUACUCGUGAGUAAAGGAGAAAGUGCGGCGCGACAAAACCUAAGCAUUCGGCAGGAGCGCAGCAAGUACUAUCAACAACGUAAAAAGUUCAAUUCAUCUUUGGCAUCAUCUCAUGAUGCCUCAGAACUUGGCGCUGAUACGACAGAUGAUUUUAUUGAAGAGUACGUUACUACUAAAGAGCCCGCUAGAAAUGUGGAUCCUGAAGACGAAACAGCAUUUCAAUUUGUGCAAGCUGAAUCAGCACCAGGUGAUCAAUAUACUGAAGAAACUGUUCUGAAACAAGAAACUAUAUCUGCUGAUGGUCAGGGCGAUCCACUUCCUACAAGUUCUAAUCUAAAACAAAAUAAUUUACGGGAUGAUACGAAAAAAGUUGGUGUCAAAAAAGAACGAAUGAAAUUACUUAUGCAAAUACAAAAGGAUAAAAACGAUCUCAUGGAUUCAUUUCGUGAACUGAUGGGUGCAUCGCAUCAGCAAUCAACGCCGAAAGAAAAAAAUCACGUGGAUUUAUUCUUUGAAAGCGUCAGCUCUAGUGUUAAAGCGUUAUCACCAAAAUUAAUUGCUGAAACCAAAAUGCGUGUAUCUCAACUGAUAUGUGAAUUAGAACUACGAGCGCUUACAGAAAAUGAGGCAAAUGCUGGCGGUAGUACUGCUGCGGUGGUAGUGUCGUCCGAUACUGGGGCCGUUAGCAAUGCGUUUAUUAUAAACCAGCCGGUGACUGCGGUAGUACAUGGAACCACAACACAACACCACACAACAGAAAGUGACGCACAUUUCGGAGCUCUUAGUUGA
This is a messenger RNA of Anastrepha ludens (Mexican fruit fly), 1065 nucleotides long. RefSeq names its product protein suppressor of variegation 3-7-like. The record is from RefSeq and is a predicted model, not a curated record. The coding region runs from base 1 to 1065 and encodes 354 amino acids. The transcript has 3 exons. NCBI's taxonomy places the organism in Eukaryota, Metazoa, Arthropoda, Insecta, Diptera, Tephritidae. Gene Ontology annotation, molecular function: DNA binding.